Molecule: messenger RNA, 4368 nt
Organism: Phymastichus coffea
Lineage: Eukaryota; Metazoa; Arthropoda; Insecta; Hymenoptera; Eulophidae
Exons: 8
Coding region: 1035-2303 (422 amino acids)
Source: RefSeq, a predicted model, not a curated record
GUAUUUGUACGUUUGCAAUUAUCAUUUUUGUUACUUAUACAUUAGAAUAAACUAUCUUUGGAUUACUUAAUGCAACUUCCCUAUAUUUAUCAAAUUCAAUGGUGAUAUGUUUUAAGAAUAUAAUUUGUUACAUUUUUACUAUGAACAGUAAUGAGCUGGAACUAUUAGAUGUUUAUACAAGGUUAGAUAAGUACCAAAGAUCAAGCACUUUAUUCGAAGAGAACAAGUAAUCGUCUAUAAUAAAUUGAACGGUUUUUUUGAAAUGCAAUACUAGGUUUUGUUUCUAGUUGAAUAACAUACCGAUGGAUGUUGGUUGGUGUUUUUGUAAAAGUUAUAGCGUGGUUACACAGUCAGAUUACAUCAUAGUGAAUGCUUCAUUUAAUUGCGGGGAUUAAAUACACAUACUAAUUGUAAAUCAGACGGGGCAAAUGGUAAUUAGUCGCAGGAUAGUGGUGUAGCGAGAGAGUGAGUGUGAGAGUAAGAGUUAGAGUUAGAGUUAGAGUUAGAGUUAGAGUUAGAGUUAGAGUGAGAGUGAGAGUGAGAGUGUGAGUGAGAGUGAGAGUGAGAGAGACAUUCGAUUGAAAUAGAUAAGUAACGAUAGAUAGCGAGUAAGAAGUGAAGUAAGAGGGCGUGUGGGCGUCCCAGCCCCAUUACGAUGGCAACGUAGAAGCUCCGUCGCGGCGCGUGCGUCGAGCAGUGCAGGCGCCAGUGCCGCCGUCUGGCAACCCCUCUUCAGUCGAUAUCGCGCGGCGCGCCAGUAGUCGGCUCGGCUGAACGGCGGACAGCAGCCGAUCGGAGCUCCCGUUGCUGUCGCGCCUGCUCUCGAGACGAGUUGACGCCUUCGCCCAGCGAAAGUACUGCUCACUGCUCGACCGCACGCUGAGCCGGCGAGCGGGCGGCGGGAGAUGCGCUGAGCCCGGCUAGCGGCGGCUAGAGGCGGACCGCCGAGCGACGAUGCCCAAAGGCGGCGGGCACUGGAGAAGGUGACGGAGCUGGGCCGCCGUGGCGACGAGGGCAACCUGGUGCUCCUCGAAAUGGACUCCGUGGCCGUGACGGUGCCGCUGCGCGCGCCCGCCAAGAAGAUGAAGAAGCGCAAGCAGCUGGACGCGCUGGCACCGCCGCAUGCCGUCUCCAGGCGCAGCUCCGGCAAGCGCAGCUCCCAGGAGCUGCUGUCGGAGAGCAGCGACGAGCGCUCCGAGUACUGGAACGCGUCGGCGGCGGGCGGCAGGCUGCUCGGGCGCAAGGCCUUUGGCCGCUCCAGGCCGGAACCCGGCGCCGGCGGUCUCGCGCGCGCCUGCGGCCUCUUCCUCGGGGGCCUCCUCCUCUUCGUCACCCUCGUGCUCAUUUGGCUGUUCGUCGACCUGCGCCAGCAGCUCACCGCGCUCAGGGUCGAGCUCGAUCAAGUGAUCGCCGGCAGCGAAGGUGUUCCCGAUGCCCUCCAAACGUGCCACACCCUUGAUAAGAACUUUAAAGCUAAUAUUACGCGUAUUAAUGAUGAAAUCCGCAAACUCAACACGUCGCUUAAUACUUUUUCCACUCAGAUAUCGAAAUUCCAACAAGAACUGCAGCAACUGCAAGUGUCAGUGAAAUCGGCGCCAGAACUAACGAGCGUCCCUGCUACUGUUAAAGAUCUGCAAAAUAAUAUAGGACAGUUGGAGCUUGAGUUUAACGAUCUACAGGCUGGUUUCAAGACAUUGAAGGACACUGCACAACGUUCUCAAGAAGAACAAAAGAAUAUUUUUAAUAAAGUUGAGAGUACACUGCAGGGUCUACAAAAUCUAACUCAACAACCUCAGAAGGUGCCAACAAAUGAAACUCUGCUAGAAACUAAAAAACUACGGGAUACGAUUACAGAAUUGAGCAAGAAUAUAACGCACAUUAAUCAAACGUUAGCCAUGAAUAUUUUAUGGGCCCAAGAAGAUAUAAUCAAGGACCGUAAAACGUUAGCAUCACUGUUGGAUAAAGCCACGAAUGCUAGUACGCUAAUACAAACGUUACAGCAGGAGUAUGUAAAAAGAAAAGAUCAGGAAGUCCUUCAACACGCGGUUGAGUCAUUGUCCGAUCGAGUUGACAAGAUUUCUAGUAGCGUAAUUCAUCAACAAACGCUGCAAAACUUAGAACAAAUGUAUAACACAUCUCAAUCUUCUAGUGGUACACUAAUGUCUUCGUCAGCUGACUUCAAAAAUAAUGGCCCAAAUGAGCCACUGUUUCAAAAUAAACCAAAGAGUACAGAAAUUACAGCUCAGUCAACUUACAGAACCUCAGUCCCACCAUCUGCAAGUUCGCUAACAAGCGCCAACUAGUUUUCUAUUAGAGAAGAUUGCAGUGAAUGGAUUUGUCGAAUAAUUUUGUUUAAUGCAUAGAAUAAUAUGUGUGUUAUAUUUCGUUAGUACUUGUAUAUGGGUAAUUCUUGGCUAUUUCGAUUAACUUGUAACCCUUAGGUUGCGGAUUUAUUUGUAAUUUGACACACUUGUUGUACACAUAAAAGUGAGAUUUUUCCAAAAUUUUAAAGACGAUACAUUAAUUAUAUCAGAAGUUAUUAACAAUUAAAGAAAAAUGAUAAAAAAUUUUUAAAUGGCUAUAUUUUAAAAACUAAUAAAGAUAUCGAAGUCGGAUUUUUUUCAAAAUACUUAUAAUGCCUUAACAUUUCGAAAUAAUUACAACAAUAAACAAUAAAAGAUUUUUUUCGAAAGAUUAACUUUUUGUUUAAAAAAUUGCUAAUAUCUCAAAAAGUAUAUUUUUCUUUUGAAAAAUUCUUGCUCCUGCGUGUUUCUGAGGAUUUUUGCUAUCGAAAUCAAUCAUAAAAUUCAAGGGCCCGACAUGUCGGAAGGCGUAGCCCUAAUCAAAAGAAGAUGCCUCGGUGUAGGUCGCAACGGCAGCGGGUCGUCUUCGUGGUCUUACGCUGAGGCGUUUUCUUCUAAUUAGGGCUGCACCUUCCGAUACGUCGGGCUCUUGAAUUUUAUCAUCGAUUUCGAUAGCAAAAAUCCUCAGGAACACGCAGGAGCAAGAAUUUAUCAAAAGAAAAAUAUACUUUUUGAGAUAUUAGCAAUUUUUUAAACAAAAAGUUAAUCUUUCGAAAAAAAUCUUUUAUUGUUUAUUGUUGUAAUUAUUUCGAAAUGUUAAGGCAUUAUAAGUAUUUUGAAAAAAAUCCGACUUCGAUAUCUUUAUUAGUUUUUAAAAUAUAGCCGUUUAAAAAUUUUUUAUCAUUUUUCUUUAAUUGUUAAUAACUUUUGAUAUAAUUAAUGUAUCGACAUCAAAAUUUGGAAAAAAUCUCACUUUCAUGUGUACAACAAUUGUGCCAAAUUAAAAAAAAAUCUGUAACCUAAGGAUUAUAAGUCAAUCGAAAUAGCUAAGAAUAACCCAUAUACAAGUAUGUUUUGAUGUUGUCUUUAGUACUUAAUCCUUAUUAUUACAAUUGAUAAGUCGAUUUUCAAAUUGAAUUCUGUUAAUAAUGAGGGACAUUUUAUGACUGUAAAUUUUGUUAUUUGGCAUAAUUUUAUUUGUUAAUAUAAAGGAAUAACACGAUUUAAAAUAUUUUAUAAAGACCAAAAUUAUGUAGAUUUCUAAAUUUUUUAAAUUGAACGAAAGAUGUGUGCGAGCUUUCCGAAACUGUAUCUGUUAGUACAAAUUGCAUGCAGACUCAACUUUAUUCAAAAUGAUGUUUUCGAAUUUCAUAAAAACUGAAGCCUUGAUCAACACAGAACAUUUGUAACUUUCUAUAUAUAAUAUUAUUAUUACGAUGGUUUUUAUUCGUAGUCAACACAUUGCUACAUUUUAAUUCCUGCAGAAAAACAGCAAAUAGAUUUUUAAGCAAUUUUAAUGCAACUUGUAUAUUUUAGAUUUCAGGCCCUUUAAUCCGGCCCAAAGUCUGUGAUGACACUUGAUUUUUGUGCCGAAUCGAGUGUUUUUUGGUGUUUAACACAGUUUGUAUGAGUAUGUCAAGAUUGCGUAUAUUGUACUCAUUUGUGUACAUUACAUUAUCAUUAAGAAAAAGUCGAAGAUAUGCUUGGGCGACUUAUCGAACGCAAUUUAAUGUAUGAAGAUUAUAAUUGAUUAUGUGCAUAAUUUUUUAUACUUUGUUUCUUCAAUGUAUACCACCAAUUAUUAUAGAUUACUACAUAACUGAUCACUAAAGCUUCUAGUGGUUCAAAGGCUAAACAUUAAUAUGUAAAACAAUUAAUAAAUGUAAGAUAAAGAAACAUCGAACUGGAACCUGCUGACUAAUAACUGAAAUAAUGUAUGCAAAAGUAGCACUGUAAAAGUGUGCCUCGAUCUAUUGUAGCCAUUGACUUGACUGACUUUGAACGUUUGACUUGCUCAAUAAAUUAAUAAUGUUAAACUAUGUUAUUAAUAAAAAUUUCAAGCAAU